UCGAACGCCAUAUCUUUGUCUAGUCAGGCCAUGCAACCACCAUCUGCCGAUCAAACUGUAAUUUGGGGCACGUUGGUAUCCGUCUCAGAAACUAUGCAAAGCUUUCGCCGAUUCCUUCUGAAUUUUAAACGUAAAUAUCGCAUGGCGUAUGACCAGAACUUGCCCGUUGAGCAAGUGGCAAAUCAGGAUGGUGCCGAAGAUUUGUUGUAUGUUGAUUAUCUAAGGACGAUGCGACUCACUUCUCAAUCGAACCUAAACCUUGACAUGGCCAACAUAUUGGCUUAUCCGCCUUCGAAGAGUCAAUACCACAAACUUGUGCGUUACCCUCAAGAGGUCAUUCCCGCCUUUGAUCAAGUCUUGAAAGACUGUGCCAUUGAAUUGGCAGAGGAAGAUCGUGAUACUGGGGCACCUGAGCUUCAAGGGAUUGCUGGGGAUGAUCAGAUUGCGAUGCUUGAGCUAAUGACAUUCAAGGUCAGACCCUUUGGCUUAGUCAACCAAUCAGCUCAAAGCGGCGCCAAUAUGCGCGACCUCAAUCCCGGCGAUAUUGACAAGGUUGUAUCCGUCAAGGGGCUUGUCAUACGAGCAACGCCUGUAAUACCUGACAUGAAGAAGGCUUUUUUUCGCUGCUUGAGCUGUGGCCACGCCACAACAGUUGAAAUAGAUCGUGGCAAGAUCGCUGAGCCGGCUCAAUGCCCUCGGGAUGUGUGUGGCCAGCCCGGUGGGAUGAGUCUGGUUCAUAAUCGAUGCGACUUUGCUGAUCGACAAGUGGUGAGGCUGCAAGAAACGCCUGACGAGGUUCCAGACGGCCAAACGCCUCACACAGUUAGUCUUUGUGUGUACGAUGAGCUCGUGGAUAUCUCAAAGCCGGGGGAUCGAGUAGAGGUGACUGGUAUAUUCAGGAGUGUUCCUGUCCGAGUAAAUCCUCGACAGAGAGUCAUCAAGACAUUAUUCAAGACUUAUCUCGAUGUUCUGCAUAUCAAGCGGAGUGACUCUCGACGUUUGGGUGUGGAUUUAAGUACCCGUGAUGGAAACGCUGCCGAUGCCCUCAACGUUCAACAACGCGUCCGUGGUAAUACAUCGAAUCAUCAAACCCGUGCUGAAAUGGAGGAAAGAAUGGUGGAAUUGUCCAGCCGCCCGGACAUAUACGAUGUUUUGGCUCGGUCCUUGGCACCCAGUGUGUGGGAGAUGGACGACAUCAAGAAGGGAAUUCUUCUUCAACUCUUUGGCGGAACAAAUAAGACUAUUGGCCGUGGGGGUGGUGCAGGUGGCCCUCGCUACAGAGGUGACAUAAAUGUGUUGCUCGUUGGUGACCCUGGUGUUAGUAAGAGCCAAAUCUUGCAGUAUGUGCACAAAAUUGCACCUCGUGGUGUCUAUACAUCUGGCAAAGGGUCAUCUGCUGUCGGUCUUACAGCAUAUGUGACACGUGAUCCAGACUCUCGACAGUUAGUGCUCGAGAGUGGAGCAUUGGUCCUCAGCGACGGUGGGGUUUGCUGCAUUGACGAGUUCGACAAGAUGUCCGAUUCGACCCGAUCAGUGCUUCACGAGGUGAUGGAACAACAAACUGUGUCCAUUGCCAAAGCUGGCAUCAUCACAACAUUAAAUGCCCGUACAUCGAUCCUAGCUGCGGCGAACCCCGUCGGAUCCAAGUACAACCUGGCGUGGCCUAUCACCAAAAACAUUGAUUUGCCACCCACUCUGAUUUCUCGUUUUGAUCUUUUAUAUCUCGUUCUCGACAAGAUCGAUGAGAUUUCCGACCGGAGACUUGCUAAACAUCUCGUAGGUUUAUACUUGGAGGAUAGGCCGCCCACUGGUGGUGAUGAUAUCUUGCCGGUUCAAACUUUGACAUCCUACAUCUCUUUCGCACGGAACCGUAUUCACCCUGUCCUCACCGAGGAUGCUUGUUCAUCGCUUGUCCGUGCCUACAUCUCCAUGCGUAAAGCCGGUGAAGACAGCCGUACCAGUGAAAGACGGAUCACUGCGACAACUAGGCAGCUGGAAAGCAUGAUAAGGUUGAGUGAAGCACAUGCCCGAAUGCGCUUCAGCGAAACUGUUGAGUUGCAAGACGUCGACGAAGCCAGUCGUUUGAUCCGCGAAGCUCUCAAAGAAAGUGCCACGGAUCCUGUGACUGGUUUGAUUGAUCUUGAUCUCUUGCAGACUGGCCAAGGACAACAUCAGAGAAAAAUGUUGGAAGACCUCAAACGCGAGCUGGUGGCUCUAUUGAGCUCUUCCAAAUACCAUGGUGGGGUGCGGUGGACCGAACUACAUGAAGCGAUUGAAAGCCAAAGUAGUAUCCCUGUUGAUUCUUCCGACUUCGGUGAGGUGGUAAAAACAUUGGUAGCUGAAGGACAGAUUGUGGUCACAGGUGAACGAGAGAAGCGCAUGAUAAUGCACACCAUGUAAGAGACUUUGUACUGGAUUGUUUAGUUGAAAAAAUCUUUUUGUUACUAUCACAACACAUUUAUUCUGCUAUGAAAGCUCGGCUUCUUUCAAAU
This is a messenger RNA of Melampsora larici-populina 98AG31, 2492 nucleotides long. RefSeq lists its product as uncharacterized. The record is from RefSeq and is a predicted model, not a curated record. Gene Ontology annotation, biological process: double-strand break repair via break-induced replication; mitotic DNA replication initiation; DNA replication. The transcript is spliced from 7 exons. Gene Ontology annotation, cellular component: MCM complex; nucleus. The coding region runs from base 31 to 2400 and encodes 789 amino acids. Gene Ontology annotation, molecular function: single-stranded DNA binding; single-stranded DNA helicase activity; ATP binding. NCBI's taxonomy places the organism in Eukaryota, Fungi, Basidiomycota, Pucciniomycetes, Pucciniales, Melampsoraceae.